UGAGAGUCUUCAUCCGUUGCCGAAGACAUGAGCAUGAUUGGAGGGGGAACAAAAAGCUCGACUGUGGCGCUCCGUGUGUGAGUGUCCAUCCAUCUGGAGGGUCCAGUCAGCACACCUUUCUUCAUGUUGCAAAAGCCUAUUUUAUGACAAUGGAUUACUUGCUGUGGGUGUGCAGCCUCGUUGUGCCCGUGGUGCUGGCUGUAGAAGAAACCCUUAUGGACAGUCGGUGGGCAACUACAGAGCUGGCAUGGACCACGUUCCCAGAGAGUGGGUGGGAGGAAGUGAGCGGCUACGAUGACUCAAUGAGCCCGAUCAGGACCUACCAAGUGUGCAACGUCCGACAGCCCAACCAGAACAACUGGCUCAGGACGGACUUUAUCCCCCGCAAGGGCGUUUUGCGAGUCUAUGUGGAGCUCAAGUUCUCAGUCCGUGACUGUGCCAGCAUCCCCAACAUCCCUGGCUCCUGCAAAGAGACUUUUAAUCUGUUUUACUACGAAUCCGAGGGGGACGUAGCAACAGACACCAACCCACUGUGGAGGGAGAACCCCUAUGUGAAGGUGGACACCAUCGCCCCAGAUGAGAGUUUCUCUUUGCUGGAGGCGGGAAGGAUCAACACCAAAGUACGCAGCUUUGGACCGCUUUCCAAGGCAGGCUUCUACCUGGCGUUCCAGGACCUGGGCGCCUGCAUGUCUCUCAUCUCUGUCAGGGUUUUCUUUAAAAAGUGCUCCACGACUAUCGCCAACUUUGCCGUCUUUCCCGAGACCGCUACAGGGGCAGAAGCCACCUCCUUAGUGAUUGCCCCUGGCGCCUGUGUGACUAACGCCAUGGAGGUUUCCGUGCCUCUGAAGCUCUACUGCAACGGGGACGGCGAGUGGAUGGUUCCUGUAGGCUCGUGCACCUGCGUCGCAGGCUUUGAACCUUCUGCAGACGACACGCAGUGCCAGGCCUGCUUCCCUGGGACCUUCAAAUCCAAAUUCGGGGAGGGAUCCUGCUCCCCCUGCCCAUCCAACAGUCGCACCAGUGCACGAGGAGCCAAUAUUUGUCCCUGCCAGAGUGGCUUUUACCGGGCUGACAGUGACCCCCCUGACUCAGACUGCACCACCAUCCCCUCGGCGCCUCGCAACGUUAUCUCCAGCGUGAACGAGACCUCGUUGUCCUUGGAGUGGGAGGAGCCUGAAGACACCGGCGGGAGGAGCGACCUCGUCUAUAACGUGGUGUGCAAGAAAUGCCUGCAGGACCGGAGCCCCUGCACGCGCUGCGACGACAACGUUGACAUCGCUCCUCGCAGGCUGGGGCUGCGGCAGAGGAAGGUGGUGGUGAGGAACUUGCAGGCUCACACCCGCUACAGCUUCGAGGUACAGGCGGUCAACGGGGUUUCUGGGAAAAACCCCACCUCGCCCAGCUACUCUACGGUCAACAUCACCACCAACCAAGCCGCACCUUCAGCUGUGCCCACCGUUCAUCUGAUGCGCUCCACCUCAGACACUCUCAGUCUGUCAUGGCUGCCGCCUGAGAAACCAAAUGGGGUCAUCCUCGAUUACGAAAUUAAAUACCAUGAGAGGGGCCUGGUGAUGUCCCACACAGUAACAGCCCAACACAGCUCAGCCAAGGUGGAGGGGCUGAGGGCUGCUACGCCCUACGUGGUGCAGGUCAGAGCUCGCACUGUUGCAGGAUACGGACGAUACAGCAACCCCAUGGAUUUCAGCACCAGCCUUCACAGUGACCCUCAGAAGUCGGUGCAGGACCAGCUGCCUCUCAUCGUCGGCUCGGCCUCUGCAGGUCUGGUGGUCAUUGUAGCCAUGGUGGUUAUUGCUGUUGUCUGCCUUAAGAAGCAGCGCAGCGGCUCAGAGCUGGAGUACACUGAGAAACUGCAGCAAUACAUUUCUCCAGGUGUCAAAGUGUACAUCGACCCUUUCACCUACGAAGACCCAAACGACGCUGUGCACGAGUUUGCCAAAGAGAUCGACAUCUCCUGCGUGAAAAUAGAAGAAGUCAUCGGUGCAGGCGAGUUUGGCGAGGUUUGCCGAGGACGUCUCAAACAGGCCAGCCGCAGAGAGAUGGUCGUGGCGAUCAAGACGCUGAAAGCCGGCUACACCGAGCGACAGAGGCGGGACUUCCUGGCUGAGGCCUCCAUCAUGGGCCAGUUCGACCACCCCAACGUGAUCCGGCUGGAGGGCGUCCUGACGAGGAGCUGCCCGGUCCUCAUCAUCACCGAGUUCAUGGAGAACGGAGCGCUGGAUUCUUUCCUCAGGCUGAACGACGGGCGCUUCACGAUGACACAGCUGGUCGGGAUGCUGCGUGGCAUCGCCUCGGGGAUGAAGUACCUGUCAGAUAUGAACUACGUCCACCGAGACCUCGCCGCCCGGAACAUUCUGGUCAACAGCAACUUGGUGUGCAAGGUCUCAGACUUCGGUUUGUCACGCUUCCUGGACGACACGUCUGCUGACCCCACUUACACCAGCUCCCUGGGAGGGAAAAUUCCCAUCCGGUGGACAGCGCCAGAAGCCAUCGCCUUCAGAAAGUUCACCUCCGCCAGCGAUGUGUGGAGCUACGGCAUCGUCAUGUGGGAGGUGGUGUCCUAUGGGGAGCGGCCAUAUUGGGACAUGAGCAACCAGGAUGUGAUGACGGCAGUGGAGCAGGACUACCGGCUGCCUCCGCCCAUGGACUGUCCAAUGGUGCUGCACCAGCUAAUGCUGGAGUGCUGGAUGAAGGAGAGAAACCUGAGGCCCAAGUUCUCCCGCAUCGUGAGCACCCUGGACAAGUUGCUCCGUAACGCUGCCAGUCUGAAGGUGGUGACCAGUUCCUACUCAGGGGAUUUGCUGCGGCUCGGGGGGACCCUGCCAGGACACAACAGGAAGAGUCCGGACAGCAGUCAGGAAAUCGUUCGGCAACAGAUGAGCCAAACUCUCCCCAUCCGUGUAUGAGCCGAGGAUACAGAGCGGAAAAAAAACUACCUGAAAAACUCUGACGCCAAGAGCCUGAUGUAACAUAAAAAGAAGAUUAAAGAUGGAGGAGACAGAACGAGGACCGUGUUGGAGAUUUCUUUUCCAACUGGAGAUUUAAUGUGCGUUUCAAAAGACUUUCCAUUGCAGUGUGUGUGUUCACUACUUGACACUUGUGGAUUUGUGACUAUUGACAUAAACCAAACUUCCUAUUGCCCCUUCUCAGGUUGUGUUUGCAUGUCUGCAUGUGUUUUCUGCUGGUUGGGAAUCAGUCUUCUCCCCCCCCCCCCUCCCCCGCCCACCCGCCCUCAGAUUGAGGACUCAGUGCCAAGACAAAGCUUGAAACAAACUUUUAAAGACAACUCCAAACCUUCCUGUACAUCUUCAACCCAGUUGAUCUUUUCCCUUUGAUUCUUUUAAACCCAACCAACUCUCUUCUGUUAUUUUGUUAAUUUUAAGGAAUAAGAAAAAGAAAAAAAACCCACCUUUCAUCUGCUUCCUCUUAAAUACUGUCUUCCACAUGUACUGGGAGACAAACUUGUUACAAAUGUGUACAAAGCGUCCGAGUCUUCACAACGUCUCCCCUUCAGAGCCGAGAUGGAACUGACACUGUGCGGGACACGUCAUGUGCAUGCCAAAGUGGAAACUUAUUCACGAGAAAAGUACAAAUAAGUUCCACGUUUGCUGUUUGCUUUGGUGGCAUUUAGCUGUACGGACUUUAAAGUCCUGGUUUUUCUUAACCUUGUUUGAUUCAUAUACGCAUUGUUUUUGAAUGCUAAGUUAUUACCUUAUUAUUGCAAAGAAGUGUUUUUUUGUGAGUGUUUUUUACGAGCACCAGGGCUUAACUUUUUUAUUACUCUGCUUGUUUUUUUUCCCCCCACACAUUAACAAACCAGACAGACAUGAAUGAGUGGAGUAAGGAGGAAAUUUUCUGCAAUGACAGAAUAGUUACCUUCCUAAACACUGAAGGGACUUAGUGGAGAGCAAGUGUUCUUCAAAUGAAACGCGCCAGUGGUAGUGCUGUAGUGUAAAUGUGUCGCAGAUCAGUGGGAAAUAAAAGGUCACUGUCUAGAUUACAAGUUCGCAACCUUAAUACUGACCUGGAAAACAUUGAUGUAGAACAAAUUCACUCUUUGGUUCAUUUCUCCUGAUCUGUGUUUAUUCCAGCACGCCAGCUGUCAGAGCAGUAAUCUACAACAACUGCCUGUAAAUACUAUAUUUCUAUUAGAGCAGUCAGCUCAGCAUUCACUGCAAUCUGACCUGACUGUGGCCUCUCUAUGACCCUCGUUUAUAUGCUUGUUUGGUGUGGAGGAGCGAACAAAUGAAGAAAUUCCAGUUUAGUGGUCAUUACAUAUCUGAAACUAAAUGUGACAUUGAAAGAAGAAAAUGUGUGUCUGUUCGGGCAGACGUUUUCCUGUGCAAUUAAGGGUGUAUUAGGUUGUAAAAAAAGAAAAAAAAAUGCCAGAAAACCAGAAACGAAAAUAAGUAUUUCUCUUUCAGUAUUUUUACGAUAAUCAUAUGCAAAUAAAUUAUUAAACAGA
Messenger RNA from Labrus mixtus (cuckoo wrasse), 4483 nucleotides. RefSeq names its product eph receptor B3a (gene ephb3a). The coding region runs from base 144 to 2924 and encodes 926 amino acids. The record is from RefSeq and is a predicted model, not a curated record. The transcript is spliced from 15 exons. NCBI's taxonomy places the organism in Eukaryota, Metazoa, Chordata, Actinopteri, Labriformes, Labridae. Gene Ontology annotation, cellular component: plasma membrane; neuron projection. Gene Ontology annotation, biological process: axon guidance; protein phosphorylation; cell surface receptor protein tyrosine kinase signaling pathway. Gene Ontology annotation, molecular function: transmembrane-ephrin receptor activity; protein binding; ATP binding.